This is a messenger RNA of Telopea speciosissima, 1074 nucleotides long. RefSeq names its product protein PALE CRESS, chloroplastic. The record is from RefSeq and is a predicted model, not a curated record. NCBI's taxonomy places the organism in Eukaryota, Viridiplantae, Streptophyta, Magnoliopsida, Proteales, Proteaceae. The transcript is spliced from 7 exons. The coding region runs from base 55 to 996 and encodes 313 amino acids. Gene Ontology annotation, cellular component: amyloplast; chromoplast; etioplast. Gene Ontology annotation, biological process: cellular response to light stimulus; chloroplast mRNA processing; chloroplast organization.
GUGGUCUGGCCGUGGUAUUCUCUGUAUGAAACUUUAAACCAGGGUUUUUCAGCGAUGGAGGCAAAGGUAUUUAUGAUUACAUGUCCACUUAUGACAUCUCUAGCUUCAGCUCUCACAAGGACACAAUUAGCUCCAAAUCCAAGCCCUUCAGCAUUCAGAACGAAAUUUCAACAUCGAUCAGUGCUGCGGAAAAACAAGAACACGGAGGAGCAAGAAUUGUAUGGGCUUCCCAAAGAGUAUUACGACGAUGAAUGGCAAGCCCAACAAAGGGAAAAAACUAAGGAAUUGCAUCGGAGACGUCAAGAAGAGGAUGAAGAAGAGGAGAGAAAGGUUGAAGAAUACCGUGAAAUUGGUUCAAGAUUAAUGGAAUAUCCCGAGGAAGAAGUCCGAAAAGCAAGGCUAUUGGUUUCAAGCUUCAUUAAAGCUGCUGAGGAAGUGGAAGAGAAAAUAGAGGAAGCUGCGGAAAAAGGUGAACUCACAGAACUUGUGUUAAGGGUCAUAUGGAACCGCCUCGAUCUAGCGCGACGUGAUGAUGAAAAGGAUGCCAUUAGAAGCCUAGACCUUUUGUACAGAAGGAUUGAGACAGAGAUUUUGAAACGGGAGGCUACUCCUGCAAUGAAACUGCUUAAUGAUCUUUUGAAUCUGCACGAUGGAUUUGAUGAUGAAGGAUGGUUAAAGCAGUGUAGGAAGCGCAUGCUUGAUACCUUUCCACAGGAGGAUCCAUUCAGUAUACUUGUUCCUAUGGGUUUUGAUAUUGAUAAGCAUCAUGGCCAACUGCGACUACCACCAGAGACUGAUGACAUGUUAUUGAGGGUGGACUUUGCCAGAGAGGUUGAUGCACUGCUACAGGAGGUUCGAUCUGAACCAAGUUUAGAAGAGAUGACACAAGGGCUUGAUCCAGAUUCUGUUGCAGGUAGGUUGAAGCAACAGGAGAGGCAAAGAACCAUACGCCAAGUAGAAGCCUUAUUAGACCUUGCAGUGACUUUGAAGUGGUAGUACUGCUUAAUUUGACUUCUGCCUGUUUCCUGUCAUAAUUCACAAAGCAAAGAUGAGUAUAUUUGCUGGAACUUCUUC